Cokeromyces recurvatus is the source of this 356-nucleotide messenger RNA. RefSeq lists its product as uncharacterized. The coding region runs from base 33 to 275 and encodes 80 amino acids. The transcript has a single exon. The record is from RefSeq and is a predicted model, not a curated record. NCBI's taxonomy places the organism in Eukaryota, Fungi, Mucoromycota, Mucoromycetes, Mucorales, Mucoraceae.
CUUCGAUAUUACGCAAACUAAAAAAUAAAUAAAUGAAGCGGUCUGUUUGUUAUCUAGCUUAUCUUUUUAUGAUCUUUACUACCAUCGUUCAUACUUUUGAACUAAAGAACACUAUUCUUCCUCCUCAAAGGCUUGUAAAACGUGCUUGCGAUUUUUCUUGUCAAUACCAAGCUCAAUGUGAUAACAAAUGCUAUUCGAAAAAUUAUGGUUCAUUUUUAUUAGGUGUUUGUCAUGAUGGGAAAUGCUAUUGUGGAUUUGUUCCUGAAAAUAUUUAAAUAUUAUAAUCGUAAUUUUAACUCAGUAGUAUAUAUUUGUUAUUCUUUCUUAAUAAUAAAGUGUGGCUUAUAUGUAAUUAA